CCGACUUAAGUAGCGAUGGUGGGGAAUCGAUGCAUAAGUUCAUCGCGAACACGAUUUCCACGACCCGCGACGCGAGCACUCGCCAUGGGCGACCCGACCAAGACCGAUCCCGCUGGAGCCGAGAAAGGGGUAGGAGAGACGGAAGACGCUCUGGAACUCGUUCUCUUCCACGCCGUCGAGUGCUACGUCUACUUGAUCCCGCCCAGGAAGACCGCGGCUUCUUACAGGGCUGAUGAGUGGAACGUGAACAAAUGGGUGUGGGAGGGAGCAUUGAAGGUUGUUAGCAAAGGGGAAGAGUGCAUUAUCAGAUUGGAAGAUAAGGAAUCAGGAGAAUUAUAUGCUAGAGCAUUCUUGAGAGAGGGAGAACCACAUCCAGUAGAGCCUGUUAUUGACAGUAGCAGAUACUUUGUGCUUCGCAUUGAGGAAAACAUCGGUGGCCGAAAACGUCAUGCUUUCAUUGGCAUAGGAUUUAGGGAAAGACCAGAAGCUUAUGAUUUUCAAGCUGCUCUCCAUGACCAUAUGAAAUAUCUAAACAAAAAGAAAGCUGCAGAGGAGAUGGAGCUACAUUAUCAGACAACAUCAACAGUUGAUUACAGUCUGAAGGAAGGGGAGACUUUGGUGCUUCAAUUGAAAAAUAAAGGACAAAAGGUGAAGUCCGCAAGCAUGGAGCCGGGUCUGAGCAAUCUUUCCUUGGACGAUAAGACAAAAACCAGCGAAGGUUCAAUUCUCCUUAAACCACCCCCUCCGCCUCCGUCUCCGCUAUCUUCCAUCAAUUCCGUUCAAAAAUCACCCUUUAGUUCGCAACCAUCCAAUGCUGAAGAGGUUAAUUUGCAUUCUAAAGAUGAACUUUCACCUGAAGAAUCAUCCACAUUGAGAGAGAGCCCUCAAGACAUUAUAGAUGAUGAUUUCGGAGACUUUCAAGCGGCUGGAUGAUUUCUGUAAACAGUUCUCUUUUUUUUGGCCCUGCUUCUUAUUGUGAUUUGUUUAUGUACUAAGACUGUGUGUAACUAUGAUGCUCAUUACUCGAUAUACAACAUUUUAUCUACUCAA
Messenger RNA from Zingiber officinale, 1050 nucleotides. RefSeq lists its product as uncharacterized. Gene Ontology annotation, biological process: endocytosis. Gene Ontology annotation, cellular component: membrane; clathrin vesicle coat. The transcript has 8 exons. NCBI's taxonomy places the organism in Eukaryota, Viridiplantae, Streptophyta, Magnoliopsida, Zingiberales, Zingiberaceae. Bases 16 to 933 code for a protein of 305 amino acids. The record is from RefSeq and is a predicted model, not a curated record.